CCCCUCAUUAAUUUUGUUUAUAUUUACAAUUGGUUAUUCGAUGGCGCAUAUUUGUGCGUGAUAUUUACUAAUAUAUUUUCAAAUAUUCGUGAGAAUAUAGCGAUCUCGUUUCAGAAUGAAUCUACAAUUGUUAGAAUCCUUCGGUCAAAACUACCCGGAAGAAUUCGAUGGCUCCCUGGACUGCAUCUCACUAGCGGUAACUUGUGCCUUCAACAAAUACGGAACAUUGCUAGCGGUCGGCUGCAAUGACGGCCGAAUCGUUAUUUGGGAUUUCCUAACGCGAGGCAUCGCGAAAAUCAUAUCCGCUCACGUGCAUCCUGUGUGCAGUCUGUGCUGGUCACGCAAUGGACACAAGCUGCUAUCCGCUUCGACGGAUAACAACGUUUGCAUUUGGGACGUAUUGAGUGGAGAUUGCGAGCACAAAUAUCGCUUUCCGUCGCCUAUUUUGAAGGUGCAGUUUCAUCCCAGGAAUGAUAACAAAUUUUUGGUCUGUCCAAUGCGAUACGCCGCGGUUCUUGUGGACGUGGGAGGAAAACACCAGUGCCUGCCAUUGGAUAAUGACGGAGAUUUGAAUAUAGUGGCAUCGUUUGAUCGCCGGGGAAUACAUAUUUACUCAGGUAAUGCAAAAGGAAAAAUUCUUGUCCUGAACUGCAAUACGCUGGAAAUCGUUGCUAGUUUUAAGAUUGCUGUGGGAACAUCGAGCGCAACAGCAGUUAAAAGUAUCGAAUUCGCAAGAAGGGGAGAGGCAUUUUUGGUCAACACAUCUGAUCGCGUUAUCCGAGUUUACGAUUCAAAAGAGGUUGUAACGUGUGGAAAGGAUGGUGAACCUGAACCAAUUCAAAAACUCCAAGAUUUGGUCAAUAAAACUACGUGGAAAAAGUGUUGCUUCUCGGGAGACGGUGAAUACAUCUGCGCGGGAAGCGCCCGACAACACGCACUUUACGUGUGGGAAAAGUCCAUCGGUAACCUCGUGAAAAUUCUCCACGGAACCAAAGGAGAACUGCUGCUGGAUGUUGUCUGGCAUCCGGUCCGUCCAAUUAUUGCGUCCAUCAGUUCCGGUUUGGUUUCCAUUUGGGCCCAAAAUCAAGUGGAGAACUGGUCCGCUUUUGCUCCCGAUUUCAAAGAGUUGGAUGAAAACGUGGAUUACGAGGAGAGAGAGUCCGAAUUUGAUAUCACCGAUGAAGACAAAUCGGUUGAUCUUGCGGCGGAAUCGAAACAGGACGAGGAGGUCGAGGUAGAUGUGGUAUCCGCUGAACCAAUCGCAGCCUUCUGUUCUUCGGAUGAGGAGUAUGAAGAUGAUCAUGCACUACAGUUUCUGCCGAUGGCCCCAGAGGUGGAAGAUCCUGAGGAUGGUUGGGGAUCCCAGGAUAAUUCCGAUACACUUGUGUCUGGCUAUAACAACAAUUCUCACGAUGCACUCUCGAUGAAAGAGAACGAAACGGCUUCGAAGAAACGUAAAGCAAGCUCAUACGAUAUUGCACUGGAAAAUGCACCAACUGAAGACAUUCAUCCGCUGCUCCAAAAUAAAGCAAACAAGGACAAAGCGACGGCAGCCAAUAAAAAAGCUGCUGGACGACCCCGUAAAUAGACAAUGCAAUGCAAUACAACGUCUUUAUGUAUUUUUGAGUCUGGUACAAAGGAAAAUGGUUAGAAGAGUAUGGAUAAGAAAAAUUGCAACAAUGUUGGUUCUGUAAAUAAAAUUAACAACGGCAUUUGUGUAUAUCGUUCA
This is a messenger RNA of Toxorhynchites rutilus septentrionalis, 1729 nucleotides long. RefSeq names its product retinoblastoma-binding protein 5 homolog (gene Rbbp5). NCBI's taxonomy places the organism in Eukaryota, Metazoa, Arthropoda, Insecta, Diptera, Culicidae. Gene Ontology annotation, cellular component: Set1C/COMPASS complex. The record is from RefSeq and is a predicted model, not a curated record. Gene Ontology annotation, molecular function: protein binding. Bases 116 to 1588 code for a protein of 490 amino acids. The transcript has 6 exons.